AUGGCCUCUCUUGCUUCUUCUUCUUCAUUCUUGCUUCACUCUUCAUCCUCUUCCACUCUCCUACCACCCUCUCUUCCUUCUUCUUCUUCUCGCCUUUCUUUCUCUUCCUUAUCCUAUUCCUCCUCUCUCUCUGUUUCUCCCAUCUUCUCCCCCCACCCUUCCACUUUUACACGUUUUGCCACUCCUUCUGCUUUCACUCUGAGGGCUAGUGCUGAACAGAAGAAGAAGGUGCUUAUUGUGAAUACCGACAGUGGUGGGCAUGCCGUGAUUGGCUUUUAUUUCGCCAAAGAGCUUCUGGGUAAUGGCCAUUCGGUCACUAUUCUCACUGUUGGUGAAGAAAGCUCCGGCAAGAUGAAGAAACCCCCUUUUAGCAGAUUUUCAGAAAUUGUGAGCUCUGGAGGCCGCACAAUCUGGGGAAAUCCAGCAGAAAUAGGGAGUGUUGUGGGAGGGGAAACAUUUGAUGUGGUUUUGGACAACAAUGGCAAGGACCUUGACGCUGUGAGACCUGUGAUAGACUGGGCCAAAAGUUCUGGAACCAAGCAAUUCUUGUUCAUCAGCAGUGCUGGAAUCUACAAACCAACCGAACCUCCCCAUGUUGAAGGGGAUGUUGUUAAAGCUGAUGCUGGUCAUGUUGGGGUGGAGAAAUAUAUUGAGGAAACUUUUGGCAGCUGGUCAAUAUUCCGGCCACAGUAUAUGAUUGGCUCCGGCAACAACAAAGACUGUGAAGAGUGGUUUUUUGAUAGAAUUGUGAGGAACAGACCAGUGCCAAUUCCUGGCUCUGGCUUGCAACUCACAAACAUAGCUCAUGUUAGGGACUUGUCUUCCAUGCUUACUCUAGCUGUUGAGAAACCAGAAGCCGCGAAUCAUAACAUUUUCAACUGUGUGAGCGACCGUGCUGUGACUUUGGUUGGAAUGGCCAAACUAUGUGCCCAAGCUGCACAGCGGCCUAUUAACAUCGUGCUUUAUGACCCUAAAGCUGUUGGAAUUGAUGCUAAGAAAGCUUUCCCCUUCCGGAAUAUGCACUUCUAUGCCGAGCCUAGAGCAGCCAAAGUAAAGUUGGGAUGGACAUGCAGCACAAACCUUCCUGAGGACUUGAAAGAACGUUUUGAUGAGUACGUCAAGAUUGGGAGAGACAAGAAGGACAUGAAGUUUGAGCUAGAUGAUAAAAUAUUGGAGUCCUUAGAAGUUCCAGUACCUGUGUGAUCAAUUCAUACCCAAACCAUACUGUAAGUUUUCCUGUUACCCUAUGAGGAAACAAGUGUAUUAGAGAAUACUACUUGACCAAAUUCUUCUUGAAAGGAGAAAGGUUUUAAUAAUUUGAUAUGCAUAUCUGUACCAGACCGUAGCUUAUUCUGAGGAUCUACUUCGGCUUUAGAAUGAA
Molecule: messenger RNA, 1381 nt
Organism: Neltuma alba
Lineage: Eukaryota; Viridiplantae; Streptophyta; Magnoliopsida; Fabales; Fabaceae
Product: chloroplast stem-loop binding protein of 41 kDa a, chloroplastic-like
Biological process (GO): monosaccharide metabolic process
Cellular component (GO): cytosol
Molecular function (GO): UDP-glucose 4-epimerase activity
Source: RefSeq, a predicted model, not a curated record